Molecule: messenger RNA, 377 nt
Organism: Adineta steineri
Lineage: Eukaryota; Metazoa; Rotifera; Eurotatoria; Adinetida; Adinetidae
Source: the annotation of a GenBank genome assembly
ACAUUGAAAAGCAAAUGGAUUGGUGCAUGGAUUAUUUGGAUUAUGUGCAAAUGUUUGAUCAUGAAGCAGAUUUAUUACAACGAAUGACACAUGAUAUCGCUGAUUAUUUCUUUGAACGAGGUAGACGAAUUCUUAAAGACAAUGAACCACAAGAAGCUCUUAAACAUUUGCACUGGGCAAAACGACUCUAUUACCAAUAUGAGAAACUAGAAAUGAAAAAAGGUACAGAUGAUCACAUACAAACGAAAGAAAGCAAAGAAUCACGGGAUAUUAAUGCAUUUAUUGAAUCAAUUGAAUCUAAAUUACUCAAAGACUCUUCCGAUGAACGUGGUAAAGACAGUGACAAUGAUGAACCAUGUGGUGAAGCAUGUAGCUAA